AUGACGAUACGGACCAAUUUGAUUCGCACGCCAUGCAGUCUGGUGUUCAAACGGAAAGUGGAGGACUUCUACUCGCUCUCCCUCGUGAGGACGCAGAAGAGCAUGGACAACUGCAAGGAAGACCUUCUGGCGCAGAUUGCGCAGUGCGGAGGCAAGCCAGUACGGACCGAGUAUCCUCUUGCAGGAGGAGCAAGCAAGCCUAGUAAAUCUCAAUCUCUCCCAGCUACUAACCCGUCACCUUACAACGCCAUGGCUCGCGCCAUUCUCUCUGUUGCCCUCGCAAUCUUCCUCGCUGCAAUCCUGGCGCUGUCUUUCGCUCAAGCAACGAGCGCCGAGGCGGCAGGCGUCGUCACAGCAGAGAACGCGGCGAGUACCGCCCUGCUCAACGAAGUGCCGCGCGAGGCGCAGCGCCAUCGCAAGCUCAUUCCAUCAUUCGCCGAUGGUAGUUCUGCCUCAUGCCAGUCGGAGCUCAAUAAAAGAACGCAAAUCUGCAACGCCCAGCGCAAUCCGGACGCCGCCAGGAGAUGCCUUGAAUAUCUGGCGCUUCUGCGCCAGACCUGCCUUAGCCUGAUGGCAUCAUCGCCCUAA
Molecule: messenger RNA, 588 nt
Organism: Closterium sp. NIES-65
Lineage: Eukaryota; Viridiplantae; Streptophyta; Zygnematophyceae; Desmidiales; Closteriaceae
Source: the annotation of a GenBank genome assembly